AUGCGCCUAAGUAAUGUGCAGCUUCGAUUUGUGUGUAUUUGUCUGCUUUCGCUUUUCUUCCAUGUUGAUCUCCGCUCUUUUUUUGUCUGGGGAGGGGAGAUGCUGCGUUGCUCGUUACAAUGCCUUCUCUUCGGUAGGCUGGGACGCACAAAGCUGGGCGCUGAGGUGCUCAUGAAGACGCGCUACGAGAUGCGGGAGAUGUCGCAAUCAGACAAUAGAUUUAUUCGUUUCUUGGCGCGGCGGCGGCCGAUUGAUUACUUGGCGCUUGAGGUGGAUGGCCCCAUCACGAGGGAGCUGCACUCAUCAUUUCGUAUCGUGAAAAACGUCUGCACCUUCCUAUUUGCGGCUCCAGUCCUUGCCCUGCUGGUGAUGGGCGUAUUGUCGCCGAGUUACUACGUGUUAGUGCUGCCAGGCUUCGUCACAGGGGAUCAGUUUGAGCGCAUGUGGGAGUUCUCGCACUGGGCGAUUGUCCUCGCUGGCCAACUCUUCUUGUUUGUCGUCUUCUACGAUCUCAGCGUGUACGUGCGAUACCCCUUCUUUGCGUACGUGCUGGCGCCAUUCUACCGUCGGAUGGGCUGGCGGUCCUCGCAGCUACGAUCGCAAGCCAAGACGCUUGAUGAGUUGCGGCGCCACCGACCGCACGCGCGGCCGCUUGGUGUCCCGCUGAGUGAAGCGAAACGAGCGUCGCGCGAUGUGCAGCGCCCCGACCCUUUCGGGCGCCGGCAGAAGAAGAGGGAGUAG
Messenger RNA from Trypanosoma rangeli, 741 nucleotides. RefSeq lists its product as uncharacterized. The transcript has a single exon. The coding region runs from base 1 to 741 and encodes 246 amino acids. The record is from RefSeq and is a predicted model, not a curated record. NCBI's taxonomy places the organism in Eukaryota, Euglenozoa, Kinetoplastea, Trypanosomatida, Trypanosomatidae.